CAGGGAAUAUAUGCAUUGUAUCGUAUGUGUUUCAGGCACAAGUACGACUCCGCUGGGUUGGCAUCGUCACCUCUCGAACUAUUUUCUUGUUGCUUGUUGUAAGUUAUAACUGCUGCUCCCCCACUUUUAUGUAAUAUACUUGCACUAAAUAAAAGGGCAGCGCAGGCAACAAAGCCGUUCACCUGUCGCCACCAUCCAAACCAAGUAUCUCGUGCCUCGCAAAGGAGAAGGGAAAAAAAAAAACCUAGUAUCUCGUGAUAUCUGUCUCCUCCAAACAAAAAAGAAUCUGUGCAAGAUCUCUCUCCCUCGAUCGAUCUAUCAGCUUGCAGCAGUGUGCACAUGGAUCCUAAUGCCGUGCACGUCCAAAUGCCCGCCGUUGACACCGAAGCGUGCUGUGACGAUGAGAAGAAUCCGCAGCCUGCACGGGAGAUCAUCAGCGACCACGUCGCCGUUCGGCCGACACCGGCGGUGGACAAGACGCUGUCGGGCGCGUCGGACCUGUUGAAGCUCCUGCCGACGGGCACGGUGCUGGCGUUCCAGGCGCUGGCGCCGUCCUUCAGCAACCACGGCGUCUGCCACGCCGUCGCCAACCGGUACCUGGUCCUGGCGCUCAUCGGCGCCUGCGCGGCAUCCUGCAUGCUCCUCUCCUUCACGGACAGCCUCAUCGGCCACGAUGGCAAGCUCUACUACGGCGUUGCCACCCUCCGCGGGUUCCGACCCUUCAACUUCGCCGGCACGCGGGAGGAGCACGGCACCGUGUUCAAGGACCUGUCCAGGUUCAGGAUCACUGCGCUCGACUUUGUCCACGCCUUCUUCUCGGCGGUGGUGUUCCUGGCCGUCGCCUUCGCCGACGCAGCCGUGCAGACGUGCCUCUUCCCGGAAGCAGAAGCGGACAUGAGGGAGCUGCUGGUGAACCUGCCGCUUGGCGCCGGGUUCCUGUCCAGCAUGGUGUUCAUGAUCUUCCCCACCACCAGGAAGAGCAUAGGCUACACAGACAUGACGCCCCACUCGCAGUGAUGACAUUUCAUUCAAAUGCAUGCAGCCAUGGAGUGUACACCAUCCGUCCCAAAAUAAAUUAAAUCCUAUGUACAAAUCUAGAUGUAGUAAUAUUAUCUAGAAUCGUAAUUAGGAUUUAAUUCUUUUUUGAGAUGGAGGGAGUAUAUAUAGGAUAAUAUUUCUCUCCCAAGUACUACAGAAUGUUCUAAUUAACAAGCUAACAAGCUAUAUGCAUGCAAUACAUCUAACAAGCCCUUCAAGCUAUGGUCAGCUCUAUCUGGGCUUUCAUGAA
Oryza sativa Japonica Group (Japanese rice) is the source of this 1288-nucleotide messenger RNA. Its product is annotated as protein DMP2. NCBI's taxonomy places the organism in Eukaryota, Viridiplantae, Streptophyta, Magnoliopsida, Poales, Poaceae. Gene Ontology annotation, biological process: endomembrane system organization. The record is from RefSeq and is a predicted model, not a curated record.